CGCGAGGAUAACGGGCGGGCGCGCACUCCCAGCUCGCCCGUGUCCCGCGGCGCAUGAUAGUGCCGCCGGCGCAGGUUAAGUCUUAUCCGCCCCGGCGAUAUCCUCAUAAGCUUUAACGAGGCCUCGCGCAGAGCCACUGGUAGUGCACUUCCCUCAUCUCUCUCUCUCUCUGGAACCAUGGAGUCGCGAGUGCUGUCACGCGCCGCCGCCUUCUCCGCCGCCGUCCCCCAGCUCCGGAAGCUCCCGCGGGAGGGCUCCCGGGGCGGGGGCGGCGGCGGCCUCCUCUGCUUCGCCGCGCCGAGGCAGGUCGGAGCCGUCGGCGAGGGCGGGAACCUGAUCUGGGGGAGGCAGCUCCGGCCGGCGCCGCUGCUGCUGCUGGAGAGCUCGCGUGGGGCGGGGAGGAAGGAGAUCCUCCGGCCGGGCCCCGCCGCCGCUUCGUCGCCGGCCGAGGGGGGCGAUUCCGCCGGCGAAGCGAAGAUCGGGCCGGUCGGUUUCUUCGAGAAGUACCCGGCGCUCGUCACCGGAUUCUUCUUCUUCAUGUGGUACUUCUUGAACGUCAUAUUCAACAUCCUCAACAAGAAGAUAUACAACUACUUCCCCUAUCCUUACUUUGUGUCGGUUGUGCAUUUGUUCGUUGGGGUGGUGUACUGUUUGGUGAGCUGGGCCGUGGGCCUCCCGAAGCGAGCUCCAAUUGAUUCAAACCUCCUGAAGGUGCUUAUUCCUGUUGCUGUUUGUCAUGCACUUGGUCACGUUACCAGCAAUGUUUCCUUUGCAGCUGUUGCUGUUUCCUUCACGCAUACCAUUAAAGCUCUUGAGCCGUUCUUCAAUGCUGCUGCUUCUCAAUUUGUACUUGGACAAUCAAUCCCCAUUACCUUGUGGCUGUCUCUGGCUCCUGUCGUCCUUGGUGUCUCCAUGGCAUCAUUGACUGAACUCUCUUUCAAUUGGACUGGAUUUAUUAGUGCUAUGAUUUCCAACGUUUCAUUCACUUACAGAAGUAUAUACUCCAAGAAAGCCAUGACUGAUAUGGAUAGUACAAAUGUCUAUGCCUACAUUUCCAUCAUCGCCCUCUUUGUCUGCAUUCCACCGGCCCUUAUUAUCGAAGGACCUCAACUGAUGAAGCAUGGCUUCAAUGAUGCAAUUGCAAAAGUGGGUAUGACCAAGUUUGUUUCUGAUCUCUUUUGGGUGGGAAUGUUUUACCACCUCUAUAAUCAGUUGGCCACCAAUACCUUGGAAAGAGUCGCACCUCUAACACAUGCAGUUGGAAAUGUCCUCAAACGUGUCUUUGUGAUCGGCUUCUCAAUCUUAGCUUUCGGUAACAAGAUCUCAACUCAAACUGGUAUUGGCACUGUUAUUGCAAUUGCUGGAGUUGCAAUUUACUCGUUCAUUAAGGCAAAGAUGGAAGAAGAGAAACGGCAACUGAAAUCGACUUGAGAAGAAGCGAGACGAGGAAGCGGACCGCCAAACCUUGUAGGCCUGUGUACUUUCCCUCGAAGAUGAAAACGAAAAAUCCUAAUAUGAUAAUUAAGUUUUUUUUUCCUAAUAAUUUUCUUUAAUUCGGAAGCAUUGAAGGAGUGCCGUUGUACAAUCAUCCCUUGUUACCAAGAAUAAUGUAUCAUCUGCUCUCUCUUGUUGA
Messenger RNA from Syzygium oleosum, 1633 nucleotides. RefSeq names its product triose phosphate/phosphate translocator, chloroplastic. Lineage: Eukaryota; Viridiplantae; Streptophyta; Magnoliopsida; Myrtales; Myrtaceae. Gene Ontology annotation, cellular component: membrane; Golgi apparatus. Gene Ontology annotation, molecular function: antiporter activity. The transcript has 12 exons. The record is from RefSeq and is a predicted model, not a curated record. Gene Ontology annotation, biological process: transmembrane transport. Bases 178 to 1431 code for a protein of 417 amino acids.